UGGCCGUCAUCUGUUCAGUGUCUCCAUCUCCGUCCUUCUCGUUCUCUUCGAUCGCAAAGGGUUAAAGAGACAGGGUUUGCCCGGCCCCGUCCGCCUUGACGAAGCUUUAGCCUCGGCCUGGCCCUGUAAAGGACACUUUUUGUAUCUUCUUCUUCUUGUUGUUUGCUUCCGAUCCUAUCGAACAAGCAAGGCAAGAUGACGGUGAAGCUGUCAAAGGCGGAGAAGAAGGUGGUGUACGAUAAGAAGCUAUGUUCUCUGCUGGACGAGUACAGCAAGGUGCUCAUCGCGGUCGCAGACAACGUCGGCUCCAACCAGCUUCAGAACAUCCGCAAGGGCCUCCGCGGCGACUCCAUCGUCCUCAUGGGCAAGAACACCCUCAUCCGCCGCUGCAUCAGGAUCCAUGCUGAGAAGACCGGGAACAAGAACUACCUCAACCUCCUCCCUCUCCUCAUCGGAAAUGUAGGUCUGAUUUUUACAAAAGGCGAUCUUAAGGAAGUUAGUGAGGAGGUUGCCAAGUAUAAGGUUGGAGCUCCUGCUCGUGUUGGGCUUGUUGCUCCUAUUGAUGUUGUUGUCCCCCCUGGAAACACUGGAUUGGACCCUUCACAGACAUCUUUUUUUCAGGUGCUUAAUAUUCCAACCAAGAUUAACAAGGGUACUGUGGAAAUCAUUACCCCUGUUGAGCUGAUUAAGAAGGGAGAAAAAGUGGGCUCAUCUGAGGCUGCUCUACUUGCAAAGCUUGGGAUAAGACCUUUUUCAUAUGGCCUUGUCAUUCUAUCUGUUUAUGAUAAUGGAUCCGUCUUCAGUCCUGAGGUGCUGGAUCUCUCGGAGGAUGACCUGAUCGAAAAGUUUGCAGCUGGUAUCUCCAUGGUUACCUCAUUGUCUUUGGCUGUUUCUUACCCAACACUUGCAGCAGCACCCCACAUGUUCAUCAAUGCAUACAAGAAUGUGCUUGCUGUUGCAAUUGCAACCGAGUACACCUUCCCACAGGCGGAGAAAGUUAAGGAAUACCUAAAGGAUCCAAGCAAGUUUGCUGUUGCUGCUCCUGUUGUUGCUGCAGAAGCUGCAGCGGCACCCACAGCGGAACCUGCAGAAGAGAAGAAAGAGGAGCCUGCUGAGGAAUCUGAUGACGAUAUGGGCUUUAGCUUGUUUGAUUAGGGUGGGCGAGUCUUUUAAGUUUUUCUCUCUAAGAUCAAUUUGUCUUUCCAGGUUUAGUUCUACUAAAAUUUUGGGAUGUAAGUGGAGUUUUUGCUUUUUGAUGUGGUCUCUUAGCAAGUAAUCAUCUGCAAUUCUCAUUUAGAUGUCUUGACUAUUAAUGCUAAUUGCUUAAUUUUUUGUGGAACAUUAAACUCUGGAAAUUAUCCCAGAA
Musa acuminata AAA Group (dessert banana) is the source of this 1366-nucleotide messenger RNA. RefSeq names its product large ribosomal subunit protein uL10. Bases 196 to 1155 code for a protein of 319 amino acids. NCBI's taxonomy places the organism in Eukaryota, Viridiplantae, Streptophyta, Magnoliopsida, Zingiberales, Musaceae. Gene Ontology annotation, molecular function: large ribosomal subunit rRNA binding; structural constituent of ribosome. The transcript has 5 exons. Gene Ontology annotation, biological process: cytoplasmic translation; ribosome biogenesis; ribosomal large subunit assembly. Gene Ontology annotation, cellular component: cytosolic large ribosomal subunit. The record is from RefSeq and is a predicted model, not a curated record.